Molecule: messenger RNA, 4431 nt
Organism: Fusarium tjaetaba
Lineage: Eukaryota; Fungi; Ascomycota; Sordariomycetes; Hypocreales; Nectriaceae
Exons: 1
Coding region: 1-4431 (1476 amino acids)
Source: RefSeq, a predicted model, not a curated record
AUGUCUACACCUUCUCAAGAACCGAAAGACCCCGCCGCCCCGGCCAAUUCCGACGGCACUGACGUCCACGCUGAACCAGCACCAGAACCAGCACCAGAACCAGCACCAGAACCAGCACCAGUUCCAGUUCCUGUUCCAGUUCCAGUUCCAGCUCCAGCACCAUCACCAGCACCAUCACCAGCUCCAGCGCCACAAGAGCCUGGGAUUACAUGUGUUCAAACAAAACUCCAAGCUUUUGUCUUAAACGAGCACAUAUUUAAAGAUGAGAGAUACCGCAUCGCACCACUGAGCCUUCCUGAUCACUCAGCCUUUCUUGACGGACCUUUCUCUGACCCUGAUGCCGUUCCGCAUAUUGAUUUACACGCUGCUUAUCCCUGGCAACAAAACACCCGCAUCUCCGACAUCACUGUUACGCCAUCUGAGCAAGCCGAGACGCCAGAACAGCUUGACGAAAGACGUCUACGUAAAGACCGGCUCGGGGUGUACUUGCACUGGUGCCUUCCAAAAUGCUUCCGGCAGGGAAAGGCUAGAAAUAGUAAAGACAAAGAUAGUGGAAAUGCCGAAGUUGAGGUAUGUUCAAGUUAUUGCGGCCAAGGCGAUAUGCUUUUGAAUCCCCGUGAGACUAACCGCAUAGUAACACAGCAUGCUGCGGCGCCGGAUAGAUGGAUUGUAUUCCGGUUCAUCACAACAGCAAGUACGGAGGGUACGGAUUCCUCGUCGCCUGUCCCCGUCUUAACUGCUUUUAUGGUUGAGAGCAAUCGCAUCAGGCGGCUCGGCGAUCUUGACAGUGACGUUUGGGGUCGGCCCUUGGACAUAGAAACCGAGACAGCCCCCUUUAUUGACAAUCGCUAUCCAGUGGAAGAGCAGGCCAACGUGUUCCUCGGCAUCAAACUCCUGUUUGACGACUCUUGGGACGACGAAGAUCAUCACCCAAACGCUCAAUAUCACCAGCCUCUUACAUUGUUGAGCUCGGCAAAUCCCCUCUUUGCGGACUUCCAACACCAUAACGCGAAUGUGUUUUCGAUCCAUGACGACCUCUCGUGGAAGGGCCAAGACGGGAAGAUUGUCACGGCGGUCCAGGCUAAGGUCUCAUAUGCCGUGUUCGGCUACUUUGCUCCUCGGGAUCAGCAUGAAAUGCUGGUGUGUCAUGGAUCGCUGCUUGAUGUUGUGUGGGAUAAGCACCAGAAGCCAAAGAUUAUUGAGGCUCUUGACCAAGUUGAGGAAUUUAAGAAGAACCAGCCGAUAGCUCUGGGUAAGGACAAUCUCGAUGCCGUCGAAGCGUAUCUUCGCUCUCAAUCUUCAACCGUCAACUGGACUGGUUUACUAAGCGAUAUGAAAUACGUUGUUGGCCAGACUGGGCGUGGAGGGCCAGUUGAUGCUCAUGUGGAGCAGGAAGUUCGGGCCGGGUUCAAACCCAUCGAUGGCGGAAAGAGAUGGCGCUUCCAGGAUACCAACAAGCUACCUGCUAUCCAGGAGAAGGUUCCAAAUCCCCAGAGGCCGAGUGACCAUGACCUGGAGGUGAUAUCCAACCUCGAUAGGCUGCAGGCGUUCCAGGAUGCAUUGGACCGGCAAGAAAGACAUCUGAGGCACGUGCUGUUCUGUGAAUGGUGGAAGAAACGGGCACAACGGCCCGGCAGCAUCUCUUCGCAGCAAGCAUGUCAGGAGGAAGGAGCAAAACGGCUCAGCUUGGCUUUCAAGGGUCUUGGGAGAAUCGCAGAUUUACGCAAAGUUCACCAAAUCAAGGAUGCCGCCGUCCAAGACCCGAGGUUACAGGCGACUGCUCGUCCCCAGUUCUUUAGCCACCUUAAUCCAACUGUAGUUAUCGGCGGCACUGGCUCAGCUUGGCCCUCCGACUUUGACAAGCCAUCUAAGGUCCGCGACUAUGAAAAGCUGCCUUUGCGGACAAGCUGUGGCAAAACUUGGGUCAGGAACUGGCUCCAGAAGAUUGCAAAAAACAAAGACUUGGAUUUCAGCCAGGAAAUGGAUUCAUUCUUCAAGAAGAUCACAGGAUCUGAUAUUGAUGAAGAAGUUCUCACGAAGAACCUGUCGAUAAAGCAGCUACCUGAUUUCUUCCGUCAGCUCGCAAACUUGCACCCUUUGAGAUGGAAGGUCCCUGGGUGGGUCCAAGACGCGGUUGAGGCAUUGUGUGAGGAAUGGGCGUAUUCCAUGGACUCAGAAAACAAGUUCAAUUGCGAUGACCAUUGUCCCCAGUACACAGACAUCUCCUGGCGAGAGACGCAGCCCUGGAGUCCUCUCUUCAUUGAAUGGGAAAUCGAGUACUAUCAUAUACCUCGACGAUUUUGGUCACUGCAGAGGUCUCCAGACGGUACAGCGGCCUAUCAACUCGUUCCUGGUGCAAACCUCUCAUCUUACGAUAACUGGGAACGCCAUCGGCGGGUGAUACGCGGCCGAACCCUCCUGAAUCCACACGCAGGUCAGAGCAUUGUCGCGCUUCUCGGACAGAUGUUCGACAAGGUGGACCCUGGAAAGCUCGGCAAACUAACUGAAGGUGAAAAGUGGAAAGACUCUCGAAAAGAAAUGCUUCGACAAGCCCUGAAUGGGAUGAACCUACUCUCUGGGUCACUCGGAAUGCUUUCUGACCAUCUUUUGACCCUUAAUCAAGGCACUCAUAUCAUGCCAUAUGACAAAAGCACGAACUUAGGACCUGGAGAAGGUGAUAGAAGAGUGGCAGUUCCUCCAAGGACGGAAGAUGUGUCGAUUAGCUCGUCUAGCAUUCUGGAUCACUUGCUCACGUCUGCCGAAGGGUUUGAUGUGACGCCGUACGGAGAAUCUACCUUCUCUGACCCCCAAGCUGGUCGGGACUUCAAGCCAGUUACUCACGGUCAGGGCCGGUUUACCAGGUUCCAACUCGUGGAUAGAUUUGGACAGGUGAUAACCCCCAUGGCGACGGAGGAAGCCGCAUUGUACCCGUGUCUCGGUCCUACCUUAGCUUGUGGACAGAACUCAGCAGAGGGAGAGGGCUUUGCUGACUCUGUAGAUCUGGACCCCAAGGACUCAUCACAGUACUUCCAACUGGGACACCGUAUCAAUCAAGAUGCAAGACUAAACACCAAUUUCGUCGUGAAUCCCGACGAAGCGGACUCAAAUUCCGUUUCGACGAGGUGGUUCAAAGGUGGUCCCAAGGCACUAGGGGUAGACGAUGGCAGUUCGAAGCGCAUUUGGCGAGCCGUCACUGAGUACGAGAACCCUGUGUGGGGUUGGCUAGUCGUUGACUACCGAGACCGAGGGAUUCAGGUCUACGACCCUAACGGCGAGCUCAGGGGAGAGGCCCUACUUCCCGGCACCCUCAACGGGAAAGUAUACUGGCAAGUAUACUAUUUCGUGGAGAACAAGUCAACAGCCAACAACAGUCAGCUUCAACAGCUAUUAGACGCACUAUCAGACUCCAGGUUUCUUUUUGGCAUGUGGAGCUCGCUCUCGGAAGCGUCUCAGCACAUCAUCCACAGCCCUUCCGCCUACGACAGUCAAUUGCUAAAUCUCGUUGGGCGGCCAAUGGCCCUAGUCAACAUCGGCGUCUCCCUGGAGCUAGCUACAGCACCUCUGCAGACGCAGAGUUACCACGACCUAUUUAAACCGCAGGAGUCGCAGUUGGAAGACUAUAGUUUCGAGGUGCUUAUGGGGGAUAAGUCUAAUUUGCACGACGGGAUGGUUGGUUACUUCUAUCUUCCUCCUCAGGAGGCCAAGGGAGCCAUGGACUGCAUCUACACAGAGUUCGGUUACCCAGAACGCCGGCCCAUAGACGCCGAGACGAAGCAGGACAGGUUCGCGAAGCCUUCCACGCGGCCCAUUUAUGUGAAGCCGUGCUUUGUCGACCCAACAGAUCCAGCUUCUGAUGACCCUGAAAAGUAUUUCAAGGCUUGGGCCAGUGAGGACAACACGACCGUCGUCGGUGCUAUCAUCGACCCAUUCCAGCCCAUCCACUUCGCUUCGGGCAUCUUGCCCCUCUCAACGCUCACCCUGCCACCUUGGAUCGUCGACGACGCUCUUAAGAAGAUGCGUAUGCUUUUCCGCGGUGGGCCGCUCAUGCUCCAAGCCGACUUACCCCAGGGCAAAGAGGGCGAAGAAUUCAAUCCUCUCAAAGAAACGACGUUGGAGGUCGGCGUUCCCCCUGUCACAGACGACGGGAACUGGUCCUGGUUGCAGCCUAUUUAUGAGCCUGGCUACCAGACCCGUCUCGCACCGUAUAAUCUCAAGUCUGUGGCGGCAGACUACCCUCUAAUGGAGGGACCGCAUACCUGCCUAGAGGGGUUCUAUAAGUUUGGCUUGAGGGAAACAGAGGAGGACGUAAACUUGCUCACGGACAGGCCCCUCCUGGAUAAACGUUUGACUGCAUUGAAUGAAGGUCGAGAGAAGAAGGUCAAGCUUAGGGGCACAAAGAUCAAAAAGGCUAAGACUUUAAGAUUUUAUUAG